AUGAAUAAACUGAAAUUUCUUUCUAACAGUGACGUGUACGGAGAAGACGGAAAAACGAUCUCAGCGAGGCGGGGACAUGAAAUAUGUGGACUUUGUAACGAUGCUCAACCACCAAGUAGGUACUGCAAGGAGUGUGGCAUGUUAAUAUGUAAGAAGUGCGUCAAACGUCAUAAAUCGCACAGUGUUAUGAGCACUCAUAUGUUGAUCACCGUGAAAGAUUACAAGAAAAAUCAGUCUCGAUUAGAAACGUACAAUAAACCAGUCAUUUGCACCUUACACAGUGGUAGCCCCCUCACAUUCUAUUGCAACACGUGUAAAAUACCAAUCUGCAUGUUGUGUGCUGAGUACGUUCAUCGGAAACCACAACACUCUCACGUGACAAUCAUCAAAGGCGUGGAGUACAAGAAGCAAGAGCUCCGGAAACAAGUGGAGAGAACAAAGCGGAAGCGAAAGUUUCUACAAGACGCCACCUUGUGUCCCGAUGACGUCAGAACCAAUGGCGAAAGACAUGUUCGAAUGACAACAGCAGAGAUUCAGGACCAUACGCAGCAGUUAGUAGCUCGCCUAGAACGAAUAAAAGAGCAACUAAACGUCCACGCGGACUCGUUAGUGAUGGAUCUUCAACGGAAACAAGAAGACAGUGUUAUGGAUGUGGAAGACUGGAAUGAGGAAGUGCGAGUAAAUUUGAUCAAGCUCGAGCGAGAAACUAAGAAGGCAUCAGUGUUUGUGGAACAGAGUAAUGACAUCGCCUUUCUAUUUGCAGUUAACGAAACAAUAGCUGCCCUAGAAGAGGUCGAAAACGAACAUAUGCAGAGUACUCCGCCCAGAAAAUUCCACUUUGUUCCCCGAGACGUUGAAGUCCAAGCUAGCGUUGGGGCACUGACAUGGACUCCAAUUGUUGGAAAGUGGGGUGGGAAACAGGGAAAUGAAAAUGACGAUGGAGAUAAAAGGGAGACUGCUGAGCAUAGCGACCAAGAACGUGAACGUAAUGGACCCAGAGCGAACGAGCAAGAACACAUUGUUUAA
Messenger RNA from Saccoglossus kowalevskii, 1026 nucleotides. RefSeq lists its product as uncharacterized. The record is from RefSeq and is a predicted model, not a curated record. Gene Ontology annotation, molecular function: zinc ion binding. NCBI's taxonomy places the organism in Eukaryota, Metazoa, Hemichordata, Enteropneusta, Harrimaniidae.